AGCGGUUGACACAUUUGUUUAAUGCGCAUGCUCCAAGCUUCGCGCCGCUCUUUUCUGGUCUGAGCGAGCCACCGUACGAGCAGCGGUUGUCAUGGUAGCGAAACGCCUCCACCUAGUAACGGCCUAGUAGCCGCUUCAGUCAUCAUUCGCGGAGCGGGACGCGGGCACCAUGUCUUACCGGGAUCUAAGGAAUUUCACGGAAAUGAUGCGGGCGCUCGGGUACCCCCGCCUCAUCUCCAUGGAGAAUUUUCGCAGCCCCAACUUUCCCCUGGUCUCGGAAGUUCUCAUAUGGUUGGUGAAAAGGUAUGAGCCUAGCAUGACAUUACCUGUGGAUGUGGACACGGAGCAGGACAGAGUCUUUUUCAUUAAGGCAGUCGCCCAGUUCAUGGCCACUAAAGCUCACAUCAAGCUGAACACCAAGAAGUUGUAUCAGGCGGACGGCUAUUCUGUAAAGGAGCUGCUGAAAAUCACCACAGUGCUGUACAAUGCCAUGAAAACCAAAAGCGUUGAUAACGUUCAGGUUGGGGAUGAGGACACGUCCACGUUUAAGUUUGAUUUGGGAACUAAAAUUACUGACUUGAAGAUGGCCAGACAACUCGCGUCUGAAAUCACCUCAAAGGGAGCUUUGUUGUUUGAUAUCUUAGGGAAGGAAGCUGAUCUGAGAGAUCUGAGAUCAGCUGCCAUCGCCCGACCUCUGGAGAUCAAUGAGACCGAGAAGGUGCUGCGCAUGUCCAUCAAAGAAGUCCUAGAUCAGUAUCAGAAGAUGAAAGACUUUCUUACUAAUGGAUCAUCAGAUGAGGCCAACCUGGAGUCCAAAAUUGAAAAACGCAAAAAGGAGCUGGAGAGGAACAGAGGAAGACUUCAGACCCUCCAGAGCGUCAGGCCAGCCUUCAUGGACGAGUAUGAAAAGUUGGAGGAAGAGCUACAAAAGCAGUAUGAAAUCUACAUGGACAAGUACCGAAACCUCUGCUUCCUGGAGCAGCAGCUAGAUGACCAUCACCGGGUGGAGCAGGAGCGCUUUGAGGAGGCAGAAAAUACUCUGAGGCUGAUGCAGAACAAACUACGAGAAGAGGAGAUCCGGCUACAGAAGUCAGCAAACAGCAAUGAAGAUUCAGACAGUGAAAUCCAAGAUGAUGAUGGCUCUGAUGAUAUGGAGGAUGAGAACAGGAGACUUGGUAAAAUGCAGAUGGGGCGCAGCAUGCCUAUUCAAGGGAGGGGAGGACGCAUUGUGGGGACUAUGCAGGGAGGCGACAGCGAUGAGGCGGGAGCCAGUCCUGCCAUUAUAACUAAUACUGAGGGUCUGAGCAGCCACAAGCAGGACGCACUAGAGGACAGCGAGAUAGACGUGGAGGAUGAAGACGAGGACGAUGAUGAUGACGACGACGACGAUGAUGAGGAGGAGGAUGAUGAUGAGGAAAUCAUGAGGAGUCAUCCAAUAAAACGUAACCAGUGCGGGGCAUUGAUGCUGAACGUGAUGGCGUUGAACCCCAUGAUGUUGGGGGUUGUAGUCAAUGGGCCUUUAUGAGAAGACAUACCUGAGGGAGACGAGAGAAGAGUUUCCAGAGACUGCAUUGGCGAGACAGAUGGCGCCAUCCAGACCUAUGGAGUUUUCUUGUAAGCUGGAAAAAGAUAGGAAGGUACUAAUAAAGU
Molecule: messenger RNA, 1650 nt
Organism: Hyla sarda
Lineage: Eukaryota; Metazoa; Chordata; Amphibia; Anura; Hylidae
Gene: IFT38
Product: clusterin associated protein 1
Exons: 14
Coding region: 170-1525 (451 amino acids)
Biological process (GO): cilium assembly
Cellular component (GO): centrosome; intraciliary transport particle B; cilium
Source: RefSeq, a predicted model, not a curated record